Molecule: messenger RNA, 303 nt
Organism: Strongyloides ratti
Lineage: Eukaryota; Metazoa; Nematoda; Chromadorea; Rhabditida; Strongyloididae
Exons: 2
Coding region: 1-303 (100 amino acids)
Source: RefSeq, a predicted model, not a curated record
AUGAAUAAACAACUUAUUUUGGGAUUAAUUAUAACUAUAUUAUUACAUUUGGCUUUUCCAAUAUGUAGUUUAAUCUGUGAUAUUUUACAAAAAUAUGAGAAACAAAGUUUAACAGUUAGAAGAACACCAGCAUUAAAUAGAUCAUGUAAAUCAUGUUCUUACAUUUUUUUUAAUAUACCAGAAGAAAAUUUUUAUGGAUAUAUUCUUGAUUGUCUUUCAGAAACUUUUAGUUAUGUUAACAAAUAUUUUCAUAAAUUUGACAAAAAAAAGUUUGAGGACAAUUUUCAGUUUGUUUCGACUUAA